This is a messenger RNA of Talpa occidentalis (Iberian mole), 2387 nucleotides long. RefSeq names its product zinc finger SWIM-type containing 1 (gene ZSWIM1). The record is from RefSeq and is a predicted model, not a curated record. The transcript is spliced from 2 exons. NCBI's taxonomy places the organism in Eukaryota, Metazoa, Chordata, Mammalia, Eulipotyphla, Talpidae. The coding region runs from base 363 to 1733 and encodes 456 amino acids. Gene Ontology annotation, molecular function: zinc ion binding.
GGCCGCUGCCGGCCGAGCCCCUGGUAACCUUGGUAACAGCGCCCGCCCAGGAGUCGCCAGGCCGUGAUUGGCCGGCGGCUCCAAAGCCCGUCCGCGAACUCUUCAGGCCAUUGGCUCGAGUCACCCCGAAGCUGGCGCUGUGGUUGGUGAUCCUUGAGGUCAGGCAGAGGCAGAGGCAGGGUCAAAUGGGGAGAAAUGGCGACGGAGCCAAGCCGCGGGCCCAUCUUUGGAGCAAGAUCUGAGAACUGCCGUCCAGCCUCAAGCCUCGACUUAGUUGGAGCUUGAGCCCUUGUGCCUCCUGAAGAGCAGGCUCUCAGACAAGGUGUUGUGACCCCAGCAUCUAGACAUCGCCCAUCUCCCCCAUGGCCCUGACAAUGCUGAAUGAGCUCCUGAUUGAGGACCCAAACCCGUCUCUGCUGCUGUACCAGGUUAGCAAGACUGCCCAGUUAGAUACCCUCAACUACCAGAGCUGCUUUAUGCAGGGCAUCUUCUCCCAUUUCCCUGAAAUCUUGUUUAUCCACCGGACCUAUAACCCAAGAGGCAAGGUGUUAUAUACCUUCCUGGUAGAUGGACCUCGGGUGCAGCUGGAGGGGCAUCUUGCCAGGGCAGUCUACUUUGCCAUUCCUGCCAAGGAGGAUGCCGAAGGCCUGGCCCAGAUGUUCCAGGUGUUCAAGAAGUUUAACCCAGCCUGGGAGAGAGUCUGUACCAUCCUGGUGGAUCCCCAUUUCCUCCCCCUCCCCACCUUAGCUAUGGAGUUCCCCGCAGCGGAAGUCCUGCCGUCAGCCUUCCACAUUUGUAAGUUCCUCCAGGGCAAGUUCUACCAGCUGUCCCUCGAACAGACUGUGGAGAGGGUGCUGCUGACCUCCCUGCAGAGCACAAUGUGCUCGGCCACGGCAGGCAAUCUGAGGAAGUUAUAUACACUUCUGAGCAACUGCGUUCCCCCAGCCCAGCUGCCAGAGCUGCACUCGCACUGGCUGCUCAAUGACCGCAUCUGGCUGGCCCACCGCUGGAGAAGCCGAGCCGAGAGCAGCCGCUACUUCCAGGGCUUGGAGGUCACCACCUGCAUGCUUAGCCAGUUCUUUGGCACCAGCCCAUCCGUGGAGCAAGGCAUGACCUCUCUGCUUCGAUACAUGCAGCAGCACUCUGGAGACAAGGCAAGUUUCAGCCUGGGCUUGAGUCCCCAGAACAGUCAUGCUCCCUUGGACAUCAGCCCCGAAAGCCCCAAAGUGGAGCAGUUGGUAGAAGCCCGUAUCCAGCACUCCCUCAAUGCCAUCUGUACGGGGCCGGCAGCCCAGCUUUGCCUGGGUGAACUUGCUGUGGUCCAGAAAUCCAUGCACCUCAUUGGCUCUGGCUCAGAGAAGGUAAACAUACAGAUCCUAGAGGACACCCACAGGGUGCAGCCCCAGCCCCCUGCCAGCUGCAGCUGCUACUUUAACCAGGCCUUCCACCUGCCCUGCCGCCACAUCCUAGCCAUGCUCAGCGCCCGCCGCCAGGUGCUCCAGCCUGACAUGCUGCCAGCUCAGUGGACAGCAGGCUGCGCCGCCAGUCUAGACGACAUCCUGGGCAGCAAGUGGAGUGAGACCCUGGAUAAGCAUUUGACAGUGGCUCUGCUCACUGAGGAGGUGGGGCAGCUCUUGCAGCACUGCAGCCAGGAGGAGUUUGAACGGCGCUAUAGCACCCUGCGGGAACUGGCCGACAGCUGGAUUGGCCCUUAUGAGCAGGUCCAACUCUGAUCACCUCACCGUCCAGAGGCGUGUACACAUGCACACACUCGCAUCCACCCCACAUACUCACACUGUUGCACUUCCACGGGCCUGCCUUCCUGGGAAGAAAGAUGAGGCUCUUCCGCAGCCCACCUAAAAUGUGUCUAGUUCCCAAAACAAGGAGUCAGCAAAGCGUCCCUGUAAAGGGUCUGGGAGUAAAAAUAUUUAGACUUUGCUGACCUCAAGUACAGUCUGUUGUAUAUUCUUGUGGGGUGGUCGUGGUUGUUGACAACCUCUCCAAAGGGAAAAACCAUUAUUAGCUCAAGGGCCUUACAAAAGAUCAAACUGACCUCUGCUCUAAGAUAAGUGAUAAGACACUGGGUGAAAUGAGGCCUGCGGCUUGCCAGGCUUCCCCAGUCAGGAGAUAACUCACCUGACCUCUCUCAUGCAAGUGAGCUGGCCUGGGAGGCUUCCCGCAGUGGGAGAAACCCCUCAGGAGAGAUAAUGCAGUCAGGCCCCCAGCCCUUCCUGCACCCCUUCUUGACAUCAUUAAAGUUGAAUGUUGCCUAUUCCAGCACUUGUCCAGUUUCUUUUGUGGACAGAAUAAAGGCUUUGGCGGCUCACGCCACCCACGAAUCCCGAUUCUUUCCCGACCUGAUUUUUGAAGCAAUUCUGCCUUUUACU